Perognathus longimembris pacificus (Pacific pocket mouse) is the source of this 1224-nucleotide messenger RNA. RefSeq names its product transmembrane protein 176B (gene Tmem176b). The record is from RefSeq and is a predicted model, not a curated record. Gene Ontology annotation, biological process: negative regulation of dendritic cell differentiation. NCBI's taxonomy places the organism in Eukaryota, Metazoa, Chordata, Mammalia, Rodentia, Heteromyidae. Bases 145 to 993 code for a protein of 282 amino acids. The transcript has 7 exons. Gene Ontology annotation, cellular component: membrane.
CCCUUCUCUCCCCUCCCUCGCUUCUACCCAACGCUUGGGGUCCUUGGAUCCAGGUCAGCUCCUCCCAGCUCUGGGUGCUCCGACUGCAUCGCUGGGAGGACGGCAGGCUGCGUUCGCUUCUGACGUCUUUCCCAGCCAGGCAGGAUGACCCGGAGCACCGUGACGGUGGACGGGGUCGACGUGGACUGCGCUCAGUCUCAGCCCUACCACAUCGACAUCCACAUCCACCAGGAAUCCGCGCUGGCGGCCCUGCUCAAGGCCGCGGGCUCGCUGAAGCGGCGCCUCUCGCGGCCCCGAGACGCCGGGCCUUCCAAGACCAGGAGGAGCUCUCUGCAGCUGGCCCUUGGGGUGACCCAGAUACUGCUGGGGCUUCUCAGCGGAGCCCUCGGCGUGAGCUUUUGCUUCGGGGCCUGGACUGAGCUGUACGCCUCUGGCUGUGCCUUCUGGGCGGGGUCUGCGGCCGUGGUGGCAGGAGCUGGGGCCAUUGUCCACCAGAAGCACCGAGGCAGACUUUCCGGCGUCCUGUCUCUGCUGCUCACCUUGGCCUGCGUCGCCACGGCUGCGGCCGCCGGCGUCUUUGGGGUGAGGAGCGUCCUCAGACACACGGAAAGCGCCUACUCCUCCGAGGUCUACGCCUUGUGCAAGCGCCCGGACCCUGUCCACGCGACCCCGAGCUACAGGAGGCCGUGGGGCAGAGACUAUGAGCAAGACUGGAGGGAGGAGCAGUGCAAAUCCAGCAUGAAGAAGAUGAUGAACAUAUUCCUGGCGUUCUGUGUCCUGUUCACGGUUAUCUGCAUCCUGAAGGUCGCCGUGUCCUUGGCCUCCCUGGGACUGACUCUCCAAAGCCUGUGUGGCCAGAGCUCGGCAGCCCCCGAGAGGAGUCAGGAGGCGCUGCUGAACACGGAUGAAGGGGAAUCAGAGAAGAAGCUCUUGGGGGAGAACCCUGAGCAUUCUCCUGGCUUCAAGAAGAUCCCAGAAGCCAUCAACCUGUGAGCACCCGAAGCUACUUCCCGGGUCCCUGCAUCGCCCUGUCCAGGGGCCGGCGGGGUGGCCGACUCCAGAGCCCCUCCAGCCCCCCGGCUCACGCUUGCGCUCGCUCUAGUCACUGUCUCCUCCGCUCACCUUCUCCACCCCUCCACCGCCCUCCCCCAUUCUCCAACACCAGUGCUCUCCCUCCCCCAGGAAAACCAUUGAUUUUUUUUCCCCAUUACUGAUUAAACAGAA